This is a messenger RNA of Peronospora belbahrii, 804 nucleotides long. The record is from the annotation of a GenBank genome assembly. NCBI's taxonomy places the organism in Eukaryota, Oomycota, Peronosporomycetes, Peronosporales, Peronosporaceae.
AUGAAGCGACAGUUACGUCCUGCACUGCGGCUGAAGUCCGGUGUCUGUGGACUACCGCAUCCACAGAAGCGCGCUACAGGUGGAGAAGACGCCUGGUUUAUUAGUGGCAACACCGUAGGCGUCGCAGACGGCGUCGGCGGCUGGGCACGCAAGGGCAUCGAUUCGGGCGAGUAUUCACGGGCUCUCAUGAAUUCGGCCAAACGGACGGUGACGACGGCCGACAAAACGCCUACUCCACUGCAAUUGCUGACUUUAGCGCAUCAAAGCGCACAGUGUCCUGGUAGCUCAACGGCAUGUAUCGUUCAGCUAGACGUCAUGUCUCUGCGGGCGAUAAAUUUGGGUGACUCGGGUUUUUUACUCUGUCGGUUGCAUCCGGACGAGAAAGUUGGAGGCGCAAUGAGGUGGCAGGUCGUGCACGAAACGUCUAACCAGUGUCAUUACUUUAAUUGCCCGUACCAGCUUGGCUUUGAGACGAAUGGCGAUGAGCCUGGGAUGGGCGAAGUCUACGAUCUUGAGGCGCAGGAAGGCGACGUAAUAGUGUUAGGGACUGACGGACUCUUGGACAACUUAUUUCCGAAGCAAAUUGCAAGUCUCUUGGACACGAUAUUGCCAUCCACGCCGGAGCUUGACCAGCAGUGCAUGGAGAAAGUAGCGUUGUUUAUCGCUCACACUGCGCAUACAGCUGCUAAAAGCGCUAAAACGAAGACGCCAUUUGCAAUAGCCGCGCACGAAGCAGGAUACAAGUAUCUUGGUGGCAAGAUGGACGACAUCACUGUCAUCACGAGUCUAGUGAUGCCAGAUUAA